GCUGGUUCCCUUCUCUCUCUCUCUCUCGUCGCGUCGAUUCUCUCCGAUCGCCAGGCCAUACAGGAAGCCCUAGCUCUUCCCUUUGUGCUGCUGCUGCUGCUGCUGGGCUCCGACCGGCCUCGACGUCUGUCGUUCGCGCUCCUUCGCCAGGUUCGACGCGGUUCCGCAGCUUCAAUUUCGGCUUUCGUGACCGCCAUGUCAACUCCUUCGAGGAAGAGGCUGAUGAGGGAUUUCAAGAGGUUGCAACAGGACCCGCCGGCAGGCAUUAGUGGGGCGCCCCAAGAUAAUAACAUUAUGCUUUGGAAUGCCGUGAUAUUCGGUCCUGACGAUACUCCAUGGGAUGGAGGUACGUUCAAGUUGACUCUUCAGUUUUCAGAAGAUUAUCCAAAUAAACCUCCGACAGUACGCUUUGUUUCUCGAAUGUUUCACCCAAAUAUUUAUGCCGAUGGAAGUAUCUGUUUGGAUAUAUUGCAAAACCAGUGGAGUCCUAUCUAUGAUGUUGCAGCAAUACUUACAUCAAUCCAGUCUUUACUGUGUGAUCCCAAUCCGAACUCUCCUGCAAACUCAGAAGCCGCUCGAAUGUUCAGCGAGAACAAGCGUGAAUACAACCGGAGAGUAAGGGAGAUAGUGGAGCAGAGCUGGACUGCCGAUUAAAUUCGAUCCAGGGGCAGCAGUAGAGGAGGUCGAGUUUGGGGUUUUCAUUCGCUGAUUGUAAUCCGCAAUCGAAACAAGGGGUGUGUAACUUGUAUCCUAUAGUAAAAUGCCACACUUCAAUGCUUUGUUAUGUCAUUGUUUGAAAAAUCAUUUAUUGUGGUGCUAUUGUCUUUCCAAGCUUGGCCAGAAUUUUAAUUUUGUAAAAGGUAGAGUUGAACUAUCAGCAGUGUAUUGGUGAAGGUAAUGUAAUAUAUGGGUUUAUUUGAUUGCA
Syzygium oleosum is the source of this 925-nucleotide messenger RNA. Its product is annotated as ubiquitin-conjugating enzyme E2 2-like. Gene Ontology annotation, molecular function: ubiquitin conjugating enzyme activity. The record is from RefSeq and is a predicted model, not a curated record. The transcript is spliced from 6 exons. The coding region runs from base 196 to 654 and encodes 152 amino acids. NCBI's taxonomy places the organism in Eukaryota, Viridiplantae, Streptophyta, Magnoliopsida, Myrtales, Myrtaceae. Gene Ontology annotation, biological process: protein polyubiquitination; DNA repair; proteasome-mediated ubiquitin-dependent protein catabolic process.